Messenger RNA from Akanthomyces muscarius, 1569 nucleotides. RefSeq lists its product as uncharacterized. The transcript has a single exon. The record is from RefSeq and is a predicted model, not a curated record. Bases 1 to 1569 code for a protein of 522 amino acids. Lineage: Eukaryota; Fungi; Ascomycota; Sordariomycetes; Hypocreales; Cordycipitaceae.
AUGUCGACCCGAUUUGAUCGCUUUGAGAGGCUCUUCGCAUACAAGCGCAAGGGCUCACUACCCGCAGUCACAUGCGAGCCUCCAAGCCCAACUGUCGAAUCAUCAGAGCUUGGCCGACAAUUUCCCUCGCCAUCAUUCAUUCGACCUAAGAACGUCCGAAUGUGUGCACGAGACGAGGUGCGCCUCAGGGAAGCCACCGGCCGCUCACCAUCCGUCCCCGACAUCUUCACCUCACAAGGCUCUAUCCGUGGCCACUCACGCAACGACGGCUCCACAGGCAGCUCGUGCAUGCGAAAAGGAUCAGAUCGCUCGCCUUCUCUUAAUGGCAGAAGACAUGAUCGUCUAGUCACUGGUCUCCGCGAGUUCCAAUUUCCCAAGCCUGCUUUCCACAACGGCCAGGUUUCUCCCCAAUCAUCUACCUUUAGUGACAAGUCCAGUGAAGCUCCUCGUAUUCCGAGCCCGCGAUCACGCUCGCCUCUUCACAUGGAUAUUCCUCCAUACAGAACCGACACACCACCCUCUUCAGACCCCGAAGACAGCGUCAACCCCGCGGAAUCUUGGAGAACAAAGAAGCUCCCUGAGCUUCCUCAUCGCGCCCCGCCUACACCCGAGGAGUCACCCCAACUAGGACCGUUGUCUGAACCGCCAAGGCUGCCUCAGCUCCGCCACUCGCAAUCAACCGGUGCCUUGGAAAGGAUGUUGUUCAACGAAGCGGGCCUGGAUUUAGGCGACGCUCUGGAGGGUGUGCCCAUGCGCAGAUCCAACAGUGAGCAUAGCCUCGCCCCUUCAGAAGCUCCGUCGACCGCCAGCUCCGUCCUCCGCGAGCCAGAUGUGAACGAGUUUUUGAGUCUCAGUGACGACGACAUUGCUGAGGAUACCGAAGAAGAACUCGCUGAGGCCGAGUUUGAAUCCAAGCCUGCGGCUGUGUCGCAGCCGCUCGCCAGCACCCUGCUGACACUUACUCCACCACGCGCAAGUCAGCCUGCCACAGCUGCAGCAUACGUGGCGGCAAGAAUCGCCAAAAAGUACGACUUUGACCUGGUGUACAUCGUCAACCUUUGGCCUGGCCCGGUCACAGAGUCCAGUGGUGAACGCCCACUGAUCGGACGCCUGCUCGCCGCCCACGGUCUGCAUCACGUUCCGUCUCCUCUCCAGAUCUCCUCUUUGGUUCACACAACCAUCCUACGAUCUGACGGCUGGAUCGAGUACCGCAAUGCCGAUGCUCGGCCACAUGACCUCGCCCGUGGCUAUGCUAGUGCCUUUUAUACGGGCCAAUAUGCCAGGAGUCUGUCUGGAAACACAUCGACUCCUGUUUCUGGCGUCCGCUUGUCUGAGCAGAUUGACCGUGGCAUCGUCUUUGCCGCCUACCGCAAACCUCGCUCAGGUGAUGACCGCCUUGGUCACUCUUUUGAUGACAAGGAGCUUGGCGAGCUUCACGGCGAGGCAGAAAGCCUCGUGGAGAUGCUCAUCGACAUUCAUGUCACCAACCGCCUCCGCCAGCCACCUGCUAGCUCUCGCACAAGCGAGGAGACUGGGCCCAUGCCUCUGCAGCAACUCGUCGCUGCCUAA